Molecule: messenger RNA, 1078 nt
Organism: Tachysurus vachellii
Lineage: Eukaryota; Metazoa; Chordata; Actinopteri; Siluriformes; Bagridae
Exons: 1
Coding region: 77-1054 (325 amino acids)
Biological process (GO): DNA integration
Molecular function (GO): nucleic acid binding
Source: RefSeq, a predicted model, not a curated record
AACUAAACUAAUCAACCAUGCGAUUCAUCAGUGUGUUCUCUGUAGGAAGUUAAGAGGAAGAUUCGAAGAACAGAGAAUGUCUGAUUUACCUAUGGACAGAGUGAAAGUGAAUCCUCCAUUUACUCAUGUGGGCUUGGAUGUUUUUGGGCCAUGGAACAUAAUAUCACGCCGCACUAGAGGGGGCAGCGCUGAAAGUAAAAGAUGGGUUGUUAUUUUCUCUUGUUUAAGUACAAGGGCUGUCCAUCUAGAAGUCAUUGAUUCCAUGUCAACCCCAAGUUUCAUUAAUGCCCUCAGAUGGUUCUUGGCAGUUCGCGGACCAGUCAAACACUUCAGAUCCGACAGAGGAACUAAUUUCAUCGGGGCCUGUCAUGAACUGAACAUCAAUGCAGAUGAUCCAGAACUAAAAGGUUACUCACAGGAGCAAGGUUGCGUAUGGACGUUUAAUGCUCCCCACUCUUCCCACAUGGGAGGAGCUUGGGAAAGAAUGAUCCACAUAGCACGGCGCAUUCUGGAUGCAUUACUAUUAAAAACCGGCCUUUCCCGUCUUACCCAUGAGGUUUUGACUACUCUCAUGUCAGAGGUCAUGGCAAUAAUGAAUGCUAGACCUUUACUUCCAAUUUCUUCUGAUCCUGACACAUUGGAAGUUCUAUCCCCUGCAAUGCUUCUCAACCAGAAGGCUAGUACUGUACCAGCACCUCUUGGGGACUUUGACAUUAAGGACCUCUACAAGAAAGAGUGGAGACAGGUUCAGAGUCUGGCGGAUGCUUUCUGGAAAGCUUGGAGGAGAGAUUAUCUUGCAACAUUGCAAGUACGGAGGAAAUGGACUGAGAAAAGACGAAACUUUGAGGAAGGUGAUGUUGUCUUGCUUAAGGACUCUAAUGUGAAACGUAAUGAGUGGCCAAUUGGACUCAUCGUGAAAACUAUACCCAGCAGUGAUGAUAAAGUGAGGAAGGUGGAGGUAAAGAUAAUUAGAGAAGGAUCUGCAAAAGUAUACCUAAGGCCUGUCUCAGAGGUAGUUCUACUCCUGCCUGAAAAGUCACAGAAAAAUCAAUAGUGGUAUAAUAAUUUAGUAUACCAG